GUAAUUUCGGUUUUGACUGCGUAACCAACGAAUUGUCGAGUACCAAUUAAAAUAGAACCGGCCAACCUCUUUUUCCUCGUCUCUCUCUCGGAAAAUCAUUUUUGUUGACUGAUUUCUUCACUUCCACCAUUUCCUCCUAAUGAGAGAGAAACUGUGUAUCGUUCCUAGGAAGCGAAAUACAGCCAAAGUCGAAUCGAAUCCAUAUUUUGAUUCGUCACUUGAGAAGAAUUUCGUUCAUGGUUUAUCAUUUGUUUCCAAGGUCCGAUUCAGCUCGAGCGGUCACUGAUUCAACUCGCUUAGCUUCUGAUUUGAUACCCGAUUUCGGAGGUUAAAGUUGUGUUCCCUGUUCGGGUUUGGGUUUCGGUUUUCUAGCGCAAUGGAGACUCCACCUACGAAAGAACUACUGAAGAAGAUACUAGAGCUAGAGGAAAGCCAGGAGCAACUAAAGCAGGAGAUGUCGAGGCUCAAGGUGUCGACGGAGCUUAGUCAGCAAUCGCUUUCGGUGUCGCCGUAUCGUCCGGAGAGGAGAAACAUCGGCGAGGGAGCUCCCGCGUGCAGGAGGAGCGGUGCCGCCUCGUUUCGUCACGCUUCGCCGUUGCGGAAGCAGAGCCGUAUCCAGGAAGGUGGACCAUCGACCGGGAAGUUCACGGAUAAACAGUAUUUGAAUAUUUUGCAGUCGAUGGCACAGUCUGUUCAUGUCUUGGAUCUAAAUAUGCGAAUAAUCUUUUGGAAUGCCAUGUCGGAAAAGCUUUAUGGGUACACUGCUGAAGAAGUGGUUGGGCAGAACUCAAUUAAUGUUAUGGUAGAUGAUCGGGAUGCUGCCUUUGCCAUGAAUGUUGCUCAACGUUGUGUCAAUGGAGAGAGCUGGACUGGCGAGUUUCCUGUCAAGAACAGAUCAGGGCAAAUCAUUUUAGCUAUCACUACGUGUUCCCCAUUCUAUGAUGAUGACGGUUCUCUGGUUGGGAUCAUUUCUAUCACGACUGACGCAGCACCGUUUCUGCACUCGAGGAUCUCUUUGGCUGAAUUAAAGGCGUAUGAAGGUGAAACGACCUCUAUCCCUGCACGGAAUAGUUUUGCCUCCAAACUUGGCCUUGCCUCUGAUCAGCCGAUACAAGUUGCUCUAGCAUCAAAGAUAUCAGAUUUGGCAUCCAAGGUGAGCAACAAGGUUAGGUCGAAAGUGCGAGCUGGUGAUAGUAGUGUCGCACCGUCUGAGGGUAGCAAAGGGGACAGUCUUCAUUCUGAUCACAGGGAUGAUGCAGCAGCCAGUGGUGCCAGCACACCAAAAGGGGGUUUUAUUUAUUCUCCUUUUGGUGUAUUCACAUGUUACGAUGAGAAGUUUCCUUUCGAAACUUACAAAGAUUCCAGCGAUGAUAAUGAUGGAAAUCCUGCUAUCCGUAAGACUCACACCUCAAAAGCUGAAGAAUGGAUGGUAAAGAAAGGUCUGGCAUGGCCAUGGAAAGGGAAUGAGCCGGAAGUUUCAGAGGUAAGGCCUACUCAUUCAGUAUGGCCUUGGGUACAGAAUGAACAAGAGAAAGAUAAGUCUCACCAGAUUAAUCCCUCUUGUGGCGUUAAGUCUGAAAGCCAUUCCUCUGAAAGUAAUAAGCCCACCAAUAACGAGGCGUCUAUUCUUUGGUCUUCCUCUAUAAAUGCAAACAGCACAAACAGCACUAAUAGCUGCGGAAGUACCAGCAGCAGUGUCAUGAACAAGGUUGAUACAGAUAGCGAUUGCUUGGAAUAUGAAAUUUUAUGGGAUGAUUUGAUAAUCGGACAAGAAAUCGGACAAGGUUCAUGUGGAACUGUCUAUCACGGUCUUUGGUUUGGAUCAGAUGUAGCCGUAAAAGUGUUCUCCAAACAAGAAUAUUCAAAAGAGGUCAUGCAAUCUUUUAGACAAGAGGUAUCGUUGAUGAAAAGACUGAGACAUCCUAAUAUUCUACUGUUUAUGGGAGCUGUGACUUCACCUCCACGCCUCUGUAUAGUAUCAGAGUUCCUUCCACGUGGAAGUCUCUUCCAUCUACUACGGAAGAGCAGGUCAAAACUGGAUUGGAGGCGGCGUAUCCAUAUGGCCUUGGACAUUGCUCACGGUAUGAAUUAUCUUCAUUCUUGUAUUCCACCUAUCGUCCAUCGUGAUCUGAAGUCUGCAAAUCUGCUGGUAGACAGAAACUGGACCGUUAAGGUAGCUGACUUUGGUCUUUCGCGUAUCAAACAUGAAACAUACCUAACCACCAAGUCCGGGAAGGGAACGCCUCAAUGGAUGGCGCCAGAAGUUCUUCGAAAUGAGUCUGCUGAUGAGAAGUCUGAUAUUUACAGCUUUGGAGUAGUACUCUGGGAGCUUGUCACCGAGAAGAUUCCAUGGGAAACUCUCAACUCUAUGCAGGUGAUCGGAGCUGUUGGGUUCAUGAACCAGAGGUUGGAAAUUCCGAAGGACAUUGAUCCAUGUUGGAUCUCAUUAAUGGAGAGCUGCUGGCACAGCGAUACAAAGCUGAGACCCACAUUCCAAGAACUGAUGGGGACACUAAGAGACCUGCUAAGAAAGUAUUCAGUCCAGUUCCAAGGGACUCGUGCUGGGUUACUUGACAACCCUCUCCUCGAGGACAACUAAACAAAAACAAAAGCUGACACUUUUCUCUUAUGCCUUUUUGUUCCUCAACGCACCGCUUCAAGAUGUUCAUAAAAGCAAAGAGAGAUAGUGAAUUGGUCUAGUUUGAGCAGCAACAAUGGGUGGGACCAUGCUGGUCUGGUGUGCCAAUAUCUUCCGUCAAUGAACAAGGUUAUGGCGUCGGCUUUGUGAUUAUCUCCUGUGGUUCAAACGCAGUCUUCCCCGGAUGAUGAGCAGAGACAAAAGAAUAGAGCUGCUUCAGAAAUUCGCACGGUCUAACUUCCCUUCGGUGAAGUACAUGGAAUACGCAGUCCAAGUAGAGACAUACACUCUCUAAAGCCAACAACCUCGUACUCAACGUCGACGGAGCCAUCGGAUCUCUCUUCUUGGACCUUCUCGCUGGAAGUGGAAUGUUUCAGAAUAAUAAACGCAGAAUAAUAUUCAGGUUCUGGAGGAAUGCGUGUGGCUGUUGAAGGACCUGAGUCUCCUUUAUUUGCUCUGGAAGUAUGUGGGAAACCGAUCUUCUUUUUGUGGUUAUGCUUGGGGCAUUUUUGGGUUUCUGUGGUGAUGAUCCUUUUAUAGCUUUGCAACAGAUAGACGCAGAGAAGGCUAGGGAAGAGUUUUGUAGUGGGAUGAAAGAUUUAAAAUUAGAGGUGUCCCUGACUGGUUUGACAUUGAUGGAGGCUCCGCUGGUUGGUAUGGAGAUCAGAGGUUGGAAUUGUCCUUGGAUGAACCAACCCUCUGAUGCAGUCAGAGACUUUAAUGGGUUUGGUCUUCCGGUAAAACUGGAGAAAAUUGACGAGUUUAUCCACUCACUAUUUUUGAGUCUUAGAGGAAGAACAUAGAAAGACAAUUUUUAGGAUCUUUGAUAUUUGGUACUCCUUAUAAAAAUGUUCACUUUUAACUUUGGUGCUUAAAACAAAAAAAAUAUUGCAAUUCUUCCUCUCUAUUAUCAACACUCAUAUAUGCAAAUACUGAUUCUCGCUAACAACUCU
Molecule: messenger RNA, 3591 nt
Organism: Thlaspi arvense
Lineage: Eukaryota; Viridiplantae; Streptophyta; Magnoliopsida; Brassicales; Brassicaceae
Source: the annotation of a GenBank genome assembly